GAGUUUCCAGUCUAUAAAGAUAAAAUUCUAGAAGUAACUAAAAAUACAUAUAAACACUCAUUGUUAUCCACUACUUUUAUCCCCGGAAGAUUGGUGUGGUGGUGCGAGCAUCAACGUAGUCGAAACAUCGGAUGAAGAAGACACAGCUGUAAACCCUAACACCUAUCUUUCUUCUCAAUGGCGGAAUCAACACUCAUGGCGGCUCUCUCUCUAGUAUCCCCCUUUUCCACUAAUUAUAGGCCCCUUUCCUCGCUCUCCACCCGCCGCCUUGUUGUUCCGUCCAGCACCCAUACCAGUUACCCUGUUCGUUCCACCACACACCACCGUAUGCCAUUAUGUUCUUCCUCAAACGCCAGCAGUUCCAUAAUUGAAGACGAUGACGACGACGACGACGACGUUGUUUUGGAUACGGUUGAUGACGUCUCUUUCUCUAAUUUGCCUGACCGGUGGGAUGUUUUAGGUCUUGGCCAGGCCAUGGUGGAUUUUUCGGGUACAGUGGAUGAUGAGUUUUUGAUGAGAUUGGGUUUAGAAAAGGGUACAAGAAAGGUUGUAAAUCAUGAGGAGAGAGGUAGGGUUCUGCAAGCAAUGGACGGUUGCAGCUAUAAGGCGGCUGCUGGUGGAUCUUUAUCGAAUACACUAGUGGCGUUGGCUAGACUUGGUGGUCACCCCAUGAGCGGCGCACCCUUGAAUGUUGCUAUGGCUGGUAGCAUUGGUGGUGACCCAUUGGGUGGGUUCUACAGAACUAAACUCAGACGGGCCAAUGUGAGUUUUCUGUCUGCACCGAUCAAGGACGGGACAACAGGGACAGUUAUAGUUUUAACAACGUCGGAUGCUCAGCGCACGAUGCUUGCAUAUCAGGGCACAUCUUCAUACAUUAAGUAUGACUCGAGUAUGGAGAGCAUAAUUUCCAAGACAAAUAUUCUUGUUAUCGAAGGAUAUUUGUUUGAGUUUCCUGACACGAUCAAGACUAUUAAGAAAAUUUGUCAAGUUGCCCGUGAUAAUGGUGCUUUGGUUGCUGUUACAGCCUCAGAUGUGACGUGCAUAGAGAGACAUUAUGAUGAUUUUUGGGAAAUCAUGGAGAAUUAUGCUGACAUCGUGUUUGCAAACAGUGACGAAGCAAGAACCUUUUGUCAUUUCUCUUCAGGGGAAAGCCCCAUAUCUGCCACGCGGUAUUUAAGUCAUUUUGUUCCUCUAGUUUCCGUGACAGACGGGCAACAAGGGUCAUACAUUGGUGUAAAAGGAGAGGCUUUGUAUAUCCCGCCUUCACCCUGCACACCAGUCGACACAUGUGGAGCUGGGGACGCAUACGCUUCAGGAAUAUUAUAUGGUUUAUUAAGGGGUGCAUCCGAUUGGAAAGGUAUGGGCUCAUUGGCAGCCCGGGUUGCAGCCACAGUGGUUGGGCAGCAGGGAACACGGCUCAGGGUUCAAGAUGCUGCUAGGUUGGCCAAGUCGUUCACAUUCAAUGUCGAGAGCCCAUCACGUCAAUCUGAUGUCGGGUCAGACCAGAUUUCUAGUUUGUAGCGUUGACGGUUCCAAUGUAGCAGUUCAUCCCUCUUUAUUUUUUAUUUAAUUAAGUUUUUAUUUUUAAUUAGGUUGCAAAAAUAUUAUCUAUUGCUUAAGGAUGCUGAUUGUACAUAACAACAAAAAAAAAAAAAAAAGAAAGAAAAAAGUUUAUAAAUUA
Helianthus annuus (common sunflower) is the source of this 1681-nucleotide messenger RNA. RefSeq lists its product as uncharacterized. The record is from RefSeq and is a predicted model, not a curated record. NCBI's taxonomy places the organism in Eukaryota, Viridiplantae, Streptophyta, Magnoliopsida, Asterales, Asteraceae. The coding region runs from base 178 to 1521 and encodes 447 amino acids. The transcript is spliced from 5 exons. Gene Ontology annotation, molecular function: kinase activity.